This is a messenger RNA of Cebus imitator (Panamanian white-faced capuchin), 1044 nucleotides long. It is a transcript of the gene PRXL2A, whose product is annotated as peroxiredoxin like 2A. The transcript is spliced from 6 exons. NCBI's taxonomy places the organism in Eukaryota, Metazoa, Chordata, Mammalia, Primates, Cebidae. The record is from RefSeq and is a predicted model, not a curated record. The coding region runs from base 226 to 915 and encodes 229 amino acids.
GGGGGCCUUGGCAGCCUUCCAUUUAGAUGUUUUCUGGAGACUGAUUGUUGGCAGCUGAAGGAGCCCCAGGGUUUCUGGGUGGCCUGGUCCUGCCUAUGGAGCAACUGAGCUUAGGGGCCUAGUCCCGCCUCCAGCCCUCCCCCUGCUGCCCGCCCAGGCCCGCCUGCUUGCCCCUGGGUAUGCUGCUUUGUCAGGAGAAGCAGAGGUGUGGACACCGUAGAUGAAAUGUCUUUCCUCCAGGACCCAAAUUUCUUCACCAUGGGGAUGUGGUCCAUUGGUGCGGGAGCCCUGGGGGCUGCUGCCUUGGCAUUGCUGCUGGCCAACACAGACGUGUUUCUGUCCAAGCCCCAGAAAGCAGCACUGGAGUACCUGGAGGAUAUUGACCUGAAAACGCUGGAGGACGAACCAAGGACUUUGAAAGCAAAGGAGCUAUGGGAAAAAAAUGGAGCUGUGAUUAUGGCUGUGCGGAGGCCAGGCUGUUUCCUCUGUCGAGAGGAAGCUUCGGAUUUGUCCUCCCUGAAACCCAAGUUGGACGAGCUUGGCGUCCCCCUCUACGCAGUGGUAAAGGAGCACAUCAAGAAUGAAGUGAAGGAUUUCCAGCCUUAUUUCAAAGGAGAAAUCUUCCUGGAUGAAAAGAAAAAGUUCUAUGGUCCACAAAGGCGGAAGAUGAUGUUUAUGGGAUUUAUCCGUCUGGGAGUGUGGUACAACUUCUUCCGAGCCUGGAAUGGAGGCUUCUCUGGAAACCUGGAAGGAGAAGGCUUUGUCCUCGGGGGAGUUUUUGUGGUGGGAUCAGGAAAGCAGGGCAUUCUUCUCGAGCACCGAGAAAAAGAAUUUGGAGACAAAGUAAACCUACUUUCUGUUCUGGAAGCUGCUAAGAUGAUCAAACCACAGACUUUGGCCUCAGAGAAGAAAUGAUUGUGUGAAACUACCCAGCUCAGGGAUAACCAGGGGCAUUCACCUGUGUUCAUGGGAUGUGUUGUUUCCACUUGUGUCCCUCAGGAGUGAGAAACCCACUUAUACUCUAUUCUUAGUAUGGAUAAUGAA